This is a messenger RNA of Cuscuta epithymum, 2192 nucleotides long. The record is from the annotation of a GenBank genome assembly. Lineage: Eukaryota; Viridiplantae; Streptophyta; Magnoliopsida; Solanales; Convolvulaceae.
UAAAGGAGUCGUCGUUGACUAAAGGAACAAUGGUAAGAAUGAACUCCAUACACCCCACCCCGUACAAGGGACCGUGGUCAAUGAGAUCUGAAAUCAAGCUCAUACCCCAAAGUUCCAGACCGAUCUGAGUCUCCAUACCGCCGGAGACCGUGCCGUUCCGACGCCUUUGGCCCGUGUCCGGCUGCGAUUUCCCCCCAGGUUUGACGUAUCAGCAUUCCUUCAGUCUAUUACUUGAAAUUGAUUAAUUAACUUGGUGGGAAUGUCGCCUGGGUCUCACUUUAACCACCAAGGAUCUCCAAAAAUGCUUCCGCCUCGCCAACAGCCUCGCCCGGGUGGGUUGCAGACUAACUUAUCCUUGGUCCCAUCAGAUGCUUGUGGUUCUCCCAAUCUCCAAGAGCGCGGCUCAAAUUCGGAUCAGAUUCGGGAAUCCCCCUCUGAAAGCGCUAGCUCUCGUGAAACAUGGCCUACACCUGAUCCUUUGGUAGGGAAGAAAAUGGACAAGGAGAAAGAGAACGGCUUUGCUGAGAAUGGUGUCGUCCGCCAUAUAUCAAGCUCGGACAAGAUGUCUCUUCAAGAUGUUGCGCGAGAACGGGUGGAUCUAAUAGCAGAUAGAAUGCAACACCUCCCCGAUGAGUAUCUGGAAAAGUUCAAAGUUGAACUCCGGGCUCUUCUUGAAGGACUAGGUGGUUCUCAGCAUAGAGAUGAGUUCCUAUUUUUGCAGAAAUUAGUUCAGAACAGGGGCGAUUUGACUGGGAAAACACUGAUUAUGGCUCACAGAGCGCAGCUAGAAAUCCUAGUAGCUAUUAAGACUGGGAUUCAAGCAUUUCUACAUCCCAGUGUUAGCCUCUCACAGGCCUCUCUGGUUGAUAUUUUCUUGUACAAGAAAUGUAGAAACAUAGCCUGUGGAAGUAACCUUCCAGCUGAUGCCUGUUCUUGUGAGGUUUGCUCUAAGAGAAAUGGUUUCUGCAACCUUUGUAUGUGUGUGAUAUGUAACAAGUUUGAUUUUGAGGUUAACACAUGUAGAUGGAUUGGCUGUGAUCAAUGUUCCCACUGGACCCAUACUGAUUGUGCUAUUCGAAAUGGGCUCAUUGGGAUGGGGCCGUCUGCUAAGAAUGGCUCUGCUGAAAUGAUUUUUAGGUGCCGUGCUUGCAACAGGACAUCUGAGUUGUUAGGGUGGGUAAGAGAUGUUUUCCAACACUGUGCACCAAACUGGGAUAGGGAAGCUUUUAUAAGAGAAUUUGAUUAUGUUAGUAGAAUUUUCCGCGGAAGUGAGGACCCAAGAGGCCUUAAACUGUUCCUGAAGUGUGAGGAACUCAUAGGAAAGCUGAAAAGUGGUGCAGCUGAACCUGUGGCCUGCAAAGUUAUCUUGUCGUUCUUUCAAGAGCUUGAGGUCGAUUCGUCCAAGAGUCAAGAUAUAGAUGAAGCUGGGCGCCUGAUAGCCCCGCAGGAAGCAUUCACCAAGAUUGCUGACGUUGUCCAGGAAGCCAUCAGAAAAAUGGAGAUGGUAGCUGAGGAGAAGAUGCGGAUGGUAAAGAAAGCCCGCAUGGCUUUCGAAGCAUCUGACCAGGAGCUAAAGGAUAAAGCUAGGGAAGUAGCUGCACUAAAGAUGGAGCGGCAGCGAAAGAAGCAGCAGAUUGAUGAGCUGGAAAGCAUUGUGAGGCUCAAACAGGCAGAGGCCGACAUGUUUGACCUUAAAGCUGGCGAAGCUAGACGAGAAGCCGAUAGGCUGCAGAGGAUUGCGCUUGCCAAGACAGAGAAGUCCCAAGAAGACUACACUAGCAGGUAUCUCAAGCAAAGGAUGAGUGAAGCCGAAGCCGAGAAGCAGUAUUUGUUUGAGAAAAUCAAACUCGAAGGGAGUUCCAGAGUGGCUUCACACAGCAAUGGGGCCGGGGGGAGUGACCCGUCACAGGUGAUGAUGUACUCUAAGAUUCAAGAUUUACUUAAUAACAUGUAAUUUUUCACAUAAGAAUGAGAGCAAAAAUUCUAUAACCUGCUUUCUCCUAUAAUUUGUAACAUACGUACCUACUAUGGUGUUUAUUUACUGUCCAUGGUUUGGACUUGUGCACUUUAAUUGUGUUGAGCAACUCUAAGUGAGCCUUUUGUUGUCGGAACAGUUAGACAUAGUGGAGGUGAAAGGCUUGGUUUCUCCUUAUAUGAAAAUAUGAAAUGUAGGUAGGUAUCUUCAAGAUGAC